AUGCCUUUCUCACUCAUACUGUUACAGGCGUUUCUUCUUCAUCUACGCGAGGAAGCCGAAUCCUAUUUUCUCACUCCGGAUCAACCUACGGAUGCUCGGUCAAGCAUCAAACCAAUCAGCGAGUCUGUGGCUAAUUCAACCACUGCUUUGGCUCGAUUAUUGCUAACCUUAACACGCAAUUCCAUUCAACGUUUUCACCAUGAACGAAGCGCCAAACUGGAUAUGAUUUUGAAUCAGGAACGAUGGCAAGCCACACCCGUGCCCAGUCGUGUACAGGAAUUGGUGUCGCGCACGUUUCUCAGUGCCUUGCCUAACGGAACUCAGUCUGAUUCCGAUUUGCCCGGUAUAACCUCUGGUCAGUCCAAUCCGGUCCCCCGUCAACAACAACAACAACAGACCAGUCCCAGGGACGAAGUUAGUUCUGCGCUGAAUUUCGGCAAUGAACGGUUUGUCGUUGUGGGUACAGUUUUGCUACUUCUACCCAUGCUUGUGGACUAUGUCAAUCUGGCUCCACGAUUGCCCUGUUGGCCCGGUUCAGUGGCCGAGCUAGCCAGUCGUCUGGCCGAAUUGCUAAAUGUGAGUCAUCUUAAUCAAGCCUACCCCCGAUUUGGAUUCUUUUGUCAAAAAUGUCUUUUUUUUGCAACUGUUUUUCCUAACGACGAAAGUGAUACAAUUCCUCCUCGUGAUGAUUUUGCGCCGAGGUGA
This is a messenger RNA of Echinostoma caproni, 705 nucleotides long. The record is from the annotation of a GenBank genome assembly. NCBI's taxonomy places the organism in Eukaryota, Metazoa, Platyhelminthes, Trematoda, Plagiorchiida, Echinostomatidae.